UGAGAGAUUCUUGUCUACUGUAUAGGAUAGGUUGAAAUAGCCGACAUUAUUUCCCUUAACUGCUACUCAGUAUGAAGAUCUGGCAUCGAUGGAUUGGCCUAUGAGGGAUGAAAGAUGCGAACCGACAACGUCGUCUUUCAUCGAUUGUUUUUCAUCCCGCCUAACCACAAUUUUUGUUGCCGAAGAGAGUUUCCCUCUGCAGUGCGGGAAACCAAUGAUCCCGAACAUUCGGGUAUUGAAAUGUAUCGGAGCUUCCAUUGACAACGAAUAGCUAUUUCCAAAGAGAAACAUGAGUAUGUGAAAUUAUCUCCUAUAAUGGGCUCAAUAUAGGUUAUGAAAUAAUUUGCCAAAAUUUUAAUAUGGGAUGAAAGAGUGGAACUAAAUGCCCAAUGGGUUACAAGAGACAUAAAAGGAAAUGGCCCGGUCCUUGGAAAGCUGUAAAAAGAUGUGUUCUCUUUUUUACCACUAUCUGUGUGAUUCCAUUAUUGUUGGUGCUUUUGGUUACAACGGACCAUUACUUGAGGCCUUUGAAGCACUCUUUUACAAGACAAGAGAAUGGCAUUGUUGACAAGUUCUUCUAUUUGAAACCGAGAAAGGAAAAGAUGAAUCAAACAGUUGUUAUAGCAAGACUCAAAAACAGACAAAAGCAUUUAUAUGAAACGUGUAGAGCACUAGGAUUAGAUAAAAUUGGUAAUGAUAGUUUGCAUCGGCCAAACGCUUGGGAAUUUUUGGUUAAUGAUGAACAUCAUUUAGUGUGGUGCAAUGUUUUUAAAGCUGCCAGUACAUCUUGGAUGUAUAAUUUCAAUCUUUUAGCAGGUUACAGUCCAAAAUUCUUGAAAAAAACAAAAGCCGUGCCUCUGAGCUUAGCGCGAAAAAAAUAUUCAAGACCGUCACCACAAGCCCUGAUGGAUGCAAUGGAAAACUCUCUAUCUUUCUUGAUCGUACGCCAUCCUCUGGAGAGGCUUCUAUCGGCCUAUAGAGAUAAACUACAAUACUCCUUACCUCACACCUAUCAUCGACAGUUGGGCAACAAAAUUAUAAUCAAGUAUAGAAAGAAGGAGCCGGCGAGAACAACACCAAAUUACAGAUGGCCGACUUUUCCAGAAUUCGUCGACUUUCUCUUAGAUUGUGUCAAGCACAACAGGCCUUUGGAUAUGCAUUGGACACCGAUCACUGAAUUCUGUACUCCGUGUUUGUUCAAAUUUGACGUGAUAGCACACACAGAAACGUUACAGGAGGAUCAGCAAUACAUAAUAGAGAAAGCGCAUCUUGAGAAUCUUAUAGAACCCCAAUGGAAAAAUGCAGGCCAUGGACCCACGUCGAAGCAAGUGAGGAAAUAUUACACUAAGCUGACUAAAACUCAAAUUAUGAAGCUUUAUAAUUUGUAUAGGUACGACUUCCAGCUGUUCAAUUAUUCCAUGAAAGGUUACUUGGAAUUAGGUCUUCCAGAUGAAAAAUUCUUUGAAGGAGACAUGAAACGGGUUGAAGAACUUCCCUCUUAUUGAAAUCUCAUCCAAGUGAAUACCAAUAGCCUAACACUUUUUUAGUGUUAUUUGGUUUUAAGAAUUAUCUACAACCUUCGAUCUAGAAUUCAAAGGAAAAUCGAUUCAAAAAUUGAAAUUUUUACUCUAACAUUAGAUUUGGUUGAGGUUUUGUGUUUAUUAAAUUUUCGCGGUAUGCAUUUGACAUUGUGUUUCAAGUCUAUUGCAUUCCAUACUAUCUCAAUAAAGAAGUGUCCUAUAAUUUGCUGGGGGUAGAACAAAUGAAGUAUACUUAUAGCCCAUUGGCAGGUUACACGGAUUUUUAUGCAAUGUAAAGUUUUAUUAGUUUUAGUUUAUUUUUUCUUCAAUUUUCAUUGUUAUUCCUUUCUUAAUCAAUCGAAUCAGUUGAUCAUUAUUUUUAUCAUUUCAUUAUCAUCCAUAUUGCUAAUCUGUUUUCACUGUAUCUCUUGUAUUUGAUUUUAGCCUUAAAGGACGUCAAUGAACUCAAUGAAACGUCGGCAUAUUAAUUGAUUAUGCUUUGCUUGUUGGUUCUCUUGUGCCAAAAAAUUAUUUGAAAAUUUGAUCAAAAUUUUUUACCAUAAGAUACAAUAAUAGAACGGAAUUAACCGAAUCAAGAAUCAUAAUAGUUUGAAAUAUUAUCACUUGGUUGCAAAAUCAGAAAUACCCAUUUUUCACUACCGCUUAUAAUCUAAAGUAUUUUCUACUACUACACCCGCACCAAUCACGAAUGAUUAUCAGGACUAAUACAUAUGGCAAACCUUGGACUAUAAAAUGUUCACCUAGAGGUAUUUAUUUGGAAUUCUUUUCCCGGAGUAUACUGACUUCAAUUUUAUAUACCUAGGCGUUUGAAUUGACAUGAUGAUUUCAAUCGUUCUCUAAAGAUGAACUGAUCGGGGGGGAGAAAGGUACUAAAUAUUAGGUGAACUGAUGAUACAGUAAUUCAUGUUAUAAUAUUUGGAAAUUUGAAAAUAUAUGAAAAUAUACUUGCAGCAUCAGUUCAGCUAUUCACUUGUAACAUCUUGAAUGUUUGCUGGCUUUUGAGCAGUUCUGAAAUUUUUUGAAAACUCCUCAGAGUCAAGCGUUAGAUACUUUAAAAAAAAUUGUUGCAUGGAUUGCGGAAGAGCGAUUUGAAUAAAUUUUUUAGAAUUUAGCAUGAGGUGCUUACAUUUUAGAUUAUCGAAAAUAAGUAGUGAUCAGAAAUGUGUUGUGCCCAGAUAUGAUUGUAUUAGUUGUAAAUAUUCAUAGAAUAUAUUAUUACGGGUUUUAAAUAAUCACUUCUUGGCAAAACAUAUUUUAACUGACUGAAUAAACGAGGCUUAAACCUCACCUUUGUAUGUUACGAAUCAUUACAAAUCCCAGAUGAUAGGCUGAUGUAAAAUAGUUGUACCCAUAGGAAGGACAUACCAAUGAUCUUUCAGGAGCUAUUGAUUGUGAUUAAAUUAAUUUUGUACAUUUCGAAAACUUUUAAUAGAUGAAACAUUGUCUCAAAAGAGUAUGUCCAGAACAUGUGUACAUCUGGCACAGAUUGAGAAGACAUUUUUACUGUUGAACGUUUCAGUGAUUGUGAUAUCUAGUUAAAGGUUUUAAUAAAAGCUCAAGCAAUAUAAUCUAUGUUUGGAAAAUCGACUUUAUUUAUAUUCAUUUCAUAGAUUCGUAUGUUCUUAUUGUUCGAAAUAUAUUCAUUAAAGUUGUUGAAGAUUU
Molecule: messenger RNA, 3203 nt
Organism: Harmonia axyridis
Lineage: Eukaryota; Metazoa; Arthropoda; Insecta; Coleoptera; Coccinellidae
Product: carbohydrate sulfotransferase 11-like
Exons: 5
Coding region: 390-1505 (371 amino acids)
Biological process (GO): carbohydrate biosynthetic process
Cellular component (GO): membrane
Molecular function (GO): sulfotransferase activity
Source: RefSeq, a predicted model, not a curated record